AAGUAUGCCGUCUCCGCCAGUGAAAGGCAGCAAUGCGCCAAGUGGCGUAUAGUCUGCCGCAAAAAAGAAGAAGAGGGUUAAUGCGGAAGGAGAUAACUUGGUAAACUGAACACUUCGUGGUGGCUUAAAAGAAAGAAUUUAUUUAUUAGAUUUCAUGUGUGUGUGUCAGCUAUCUUCUGCAACAAGAUCAGAUAAGUGAAGUAAGUUGGAAAAUGGCAGAAAAAGGCAGAGCACCGCUGGCUCGGACGAUGCUGCAGCAGUGUUUGCAUGCCAGACUGCAGGUCCGAGAAGGGGAUGAACACUUGAAGGCUCAGUUUGUCCAGAUCAACAGAGGAAUGGUGAUCUACGUCUGCUUCUUCAAGGGGGCCACAGAGGAGAUCUUACCUAAGAUGGUGUCCACACUGCUAAACCUGCAGCUGUGUGAGCUGCCUUCUGGAAAAAUGACUUCUGUGUUGGAGCUUCCUGGUAGUGUGCUUAUUAUCCCUCAGGCCACACUGGGUGGAAAAGCCAAAGGCAAAGCCAUGCAGUACCACAAAAACAUAGGCAAAGAGGAUGGGCUGCAGCUCUACAGCACCUUUGUCUCGCUGUGUGAGAAAGAACUGAUGGCUGCCAUUGGGGUGACCGGGAGAGAAGCUGAGGUGACUGUCAAACAUGGAACAUAUGGAAACAGACAAGUGCUAAUGCUAGACACAAAUGGACCCUACACCCAUCUGAUUGACUUUUGAUAUUCUGUUUUUACAAGCAAAGCCAAAAAGACUGAUAAUUGAGGAUCUGGACAUAGUUUUAAUCAGUUAGGUUUAGGGUUGAUACGUGUAAAUAUUCAUUUUGUGUGGUCCUUUACAUUGAUGAACUAAAAAAAAGUUGUUUGGCACCUGCUGACAUGGAGAGCUUUGCUGAGAGGCCAAAAUUGCACCAUCUGUAGGCAGAAUCCCAUUUCAGAACUUUGAGCUGUGUUUGAUUUCUUUGAACAAAGUAUGCAUUGUAAAAAUGGAUCCCACAAGGAAAACAUAGUUUCAGACUAAUGAAUGAAGAAAUAUGGCAUUUUAUAAAGGCAUUAGAUUAUUAUGGUGCAUUCAUUAUUUUUAACUUUUCUCUAUGCAAUGCAGAAAGCAUGAAGCAUUCAUCUUUCUCUGGUUAAACACAGUAGCUUAGAUUUGUCAGAUAAAAAGCAAAUCUCUCAUUUAUAAGCCCGUGUUCCAAUUAGAUGUAUUUUACUUUCCUUGUGAUGUUAGAUGUCUUAACCCAUUCUUGAUAUGGGUUUGAUAUAAUUUAUCAUUACUACAGACAGCCCUGGGCUGGUGAUACUUCAUCUAGGUGUUUUCAACCAUAUACUAUAUCCAGGAGGAGUGACUGCUACAAGUCUCUGACAUGAUGCCAUCUCCUGGGUUUCCUUAGAUAGAAAAACUUUUUAUCCAAUUUGAAUAAAUAACUGAAUCUGACUGCACUGUUCAAUGGUUAGGAUUAAUUGGAAUGUAUGUACCUGACAUAGCGAAGUGCCUUGAAACGACAUGUGUUGUGAAUUGGCGCAAUAUAACUAAAACUGAAUUGAGUUGAAUUGAAUAGUUUUGUAACCAGAUGUUUACAUAAAUUAAAUAAAAAGACACAUACCAGAAUAAAGAGUAGGAAUCUUUCUAGA
Messenger RNA from Girardinichthys multiradiatus, 1636 nucleotides. Its product is annotated as D-aminoacyl-tRNA deacylase 2-like. The coding region runs from base 213 to 725 and encodes 170 amino acids. The record is from RefSeq and is a predicted model, not a curated record. Gene Ontology annotation, cellular component: cytoplasm. NCBI's taxonomy places the organism in Eukaryota, Metazoa, Chordata, Actinopteri, Cyprinodontiformes, Goodeidae. Gene Ontology annotation, molecular function: D-tyrosyl-tRNA(Tyr) deacylase activity. Gene Ontology annotation, biological process: tRNA metabolic process. The transcript has 3 exons.